Messenger RNA from Cotesia congregata, 1077 nucleotides. NCBI's taxonomy places the organism in Eukaryota, Metazoa, Arthropoda, Insecta, Hymenoptera, Braconidae. The record is from the annotation of a GenBank genome assembly.
AUGUUGCUGAUUGAAUUACCCGAUGUUGUCUUUGAAACAAUUUUAUCCAAAUUGUCGUAUGAUGAAAUUGCUCGGAAUCGAUUGGUUUGUAAACAUUUUGACCUAACAUGCCAAAAAUUAUUGAACCGCGGGUUUCAGUCCAUGGAACGUUAUCACACUCAAUGUCUCCGAGAAGUAAAAAGCCAGUUGCCAAGACGUGAAUCUGAAAGACGCAAUCAUUCAUUAGCUCGUCAUUGUGAUGUUUUAACAGCCAUUGAGACCCGUAUUUCAAUGUUGUCAAUGACAUUUAUGAAAUAUAUUAAUCAAAACCUUUGCUGUUUUAUUCCUGGCAAGGUGAUUGAUGAAAUAUUUCGAAUUCUUCACUUGGUGAAAGACUCAAAUAGUUUGCCUCGAGCUCACGAGAUCCUCCAAGAAUUGAGAGACAUAAGCAGUAUGGCAAUGGAGCACUUUGAUGAAAAAAUAAUGCCAGCAUUCAAGUCACGCAUGAAUUCAUCAAGCAUAAGUAGUGUCAGCAGUUAUGACUUGCCAGGUGGAAGCUUGAUGAUUCCAUACAGCCCUACAUCAUCUCACGGCACCAGUCGUAGUCCUUCAAUUAUUUUGGGCCGCUACCAUCCUCACACUGCUGACAAAUUAGAACAGCAGUUUAAGAAACUUGUUUGCAAAACACGUAAAAAUAAAUUGUCAUUUAUGGCGAUAAGAAGUAAAUUGAGUAAAAUGCGUCUCCGCAUGAAGCGCCAGGGCGCGCAAAUGCGCUUACAAAGCAAUAAAUUACAUGAACAAGCUAAAAAGUUGAAUGAACAAGAGUUGCAAAUUGCUGAUUUACGCAGGCAUUUUGAGGAGUGGGAACAAAAAAUGGGUGAUUUGACCGCUGAGCUGAGUCGCGCGCGUGAUGAGUCUUUAACGGCAGAUAAUAUUAAACGUCGUAUUUCGACUGUUCAAAAAGAUUCGUGCGAUAACUCUAAACCUAAUUCAAAAAAACGUAAACUUAUCGUUGAGCGUAAGCCUUCAUGUGAUGCUUCGGAUAUUAAAUUUAAAAAAUUUAUGUCCGAUUUGCUGAGUGAAUCUCGAAAAGAGUAG